Messenger RNA from Anthonomus grandis grandis, 2326 nucleotides. Its product is annotated as ATP-binding cassette sub-family G member 5. The record is from RefSeq and is a predicted model, not a curated record. Gene Ontology annotation, cellular component: plasma membrane. Gene Ontology annotation, molecular function: ATP hydrolysis activity; ABC-type transporter activity; ATP binding. The transcript has 12 exons. NCBI's taxonomy places the organism in Eukaryota, Metazoa, Arthropoda, Insecta, Coleoptera, Curculionidae. Bases 157 to 2070 code for a protein of 637 amino acids.
ACCUGGUGAAAUCGCAAACAGGUAAAGCUUACUUGAAUUUCGUUACAAAAGGGUCUUUUCAUCAUGUAAAUUCAUAAGAUUUUUGUGUAGUACCUGUAAUGUGGAAACAGGUGUUAUAAAAUUUGUUUUGCUGAUGGUGGUUUUGUAAUAAGCAAGAUGAUUGGGAGUGACUACACUUUGGAGCUAUCAAAUGUUUUUUACAGUGGCCCGGUCGAACCAGGAUCAUGCUUACAAAGGAUAAUAGGAAAUAUCAAAACUGGCGUAAUCCUCAAAGAUGUGUCUAUGAGUGUACAUUCUGGAGAAGUUUUGGCUGUCCUUGGAUCCAAAGGUAGCGGGAAAAAAGCCCUUUUAGAUGUUAUAUCUAGAAGAGUCCAAGGUCCAGUCAGGGGCCAGAUACUGCUUAAUAAUCAGCCGAUGAGCGUUUGUCUAUUUCAACAAAGAUGUGGAUACGUUACUCAUAAAUGCGACCUGAUUGAAGGUCUUACUGUGGAACAGACCCUUUAUUACACUCCAACUAAGCUAACGGGUUACCUUAAGCGCUCCAAAGUCAAGCAAGUGAUGGCAGACUUGGCUCUUUCCCAGGUGUCUAAUAGAUGCAUCGAAAAUCUGACUAAAAGUGAAUAUCGAAGACUUAUGAUUGGUAUACAACUUAUUAAAGAUCCAGUAAUUUUGCUUCUCGACGAACCCACUUGGGACCUAGAUCCCUUAAACACCUACUUAGUGGUGUCGAUUCUAUCAAACGCAGCUAAGAAAUAUGGCUCAGCAGUGGUACUUACUAUGGAAAAACCUAGAUCUGAUGUGUUUCCUUUUUUGGAUAGAGUUUUAUACCUCUGUUUAGGCGACACAGUUUAUGCAGGAGGUACAAGACAGAUGCUGGAAUAUUUUGAUGCCAUUGAAUUCCCUUGCCCUCAACUAGAAAAUCCAUUGAUGUAUUAUUUAUGCUUGUCAACUGUAGAUCGUCGCUCCAGAGAACGGUUUCUGGAAAGCAAUCAUCAAAUAGCUGAACUUGUAGAGAAGUUCAAGAUUGAAGGCAAUAUUUAUCGUAAGGGAACCACCAUCGGUCCUUCCCACCCCCCUGAGUAUAAAAUACCUCUUUUGUUGGGAAAAAUCGGAUGUUUCAAUGUAGCCUGGACUGUUUACAGACGACUCUUAGCAGCUACGUUGUCAUUUAAGCAAUCAGGAGUAAAACAAACUGGACUAAGACUUUUUUUGCUGCCACUGUACUUCUUUAUUUUAUGGAUUUUUUACCACAGGAUGGAAACCUUUCAGCACACCUUCAUAUCUAGAAGCGGUCUAAUUUUUAAUAGUCUCGCUGGCGUAUAUUUCUUAGCGAUCGUUAAUACAGUUUUGUUAUAUCCCAUUUUUAGGACAAGAUACUUUCAGGAAUCCCAAGAAGGACUUUAUGGAGGAACAGUGUUUCUGUUGACAUACAAUAUGCUUUCGAUACCAUUUUCUUUUAUAUCUAGUCUAGCAGCUGGUGCAAUAGUAUUCCCAUUGAUUGGGUCAUUUGAAAAUCCAAUGGAAUACCUAUACUUUUCUUUGAUCUUAUGGGCCUGUUACAUGUUUGCAGAACAACAGACUAUGGCCACUCUCAUGAUUGUCAAAGACCAUUUACUUGCCGCUAUAUUUAACAUCUACAUCGUAUGUGUAUGUCUUACUCUAAGUAGUGGAAUAAUAAGGUCAAUUAAAGGUUUGCAAGAUUGGCUUUUUCACCUUACAUAUGCGACUCAAGCAAGAUACGCUGCAGCCUUUUUGAAUCGUCAGGUGUUUCUUAAUGUGGAGCUGAGCAAACCUUUAGCAUUCGAUAUAAAGCAUAACUGUACGAAUAUGAAUUUAAUAGAAACAUCUUUAUUAAAUGGAAACGUGAACCCUUAUUGCCGGUAUGCAAGUGGACAGAGCUUUCUUUCUGAAAGAUAUACUCGAGAAGGAGAUAAUAUCUUCAAUGGAAUCUUGGAUUCUGACUUAAAUAUUGGAAUAACGUUUGCAUUUACGUUAGGAAUGAUCAUAUUUAAUAUGUUUUUAUAUUUGGUUCCUCUACCAGCUUUCGUCAAAGCCAAAUUUAGGGAAUAAUUGAAAAUGAUUUAUUUAGUUUUAAAGAAUAAAGUUUUAAGAAAAAAUAGCUUUAAAUUAAACUUUUAGUUAGGUUAAUACGUAGGUGUGGUAUAUUUUUUUAAUGCUACUAUUUGUAAGAUAGCAAGCCUUAUCGUUGUCCGUCCAUUUUUAUAUUUAUUUAUAGAAUAAUUUAUUAUUUAAGGUAUAUUAAAGUAUAUUUAAUAGUAAUUUAAUGAAUAUGUCAAUAAAUUAAUUUCCUUUUGUUUUAUUUUAA